This is a messenger RNA of Colletotrichum higginsianum IMI 349063, 495 nucleotides long. Its product is annotated as Peptidyl-prolyl cis-trans isomerase-like 1. The transcript has 2 exons. The record is from RefSeq and is a predicted model, not a curated record. NCBI's taxonomy places the organism in Eukaryota, Fungi, Ascomycota, Sordariomycetes, Glomerellales, Glomerellaceae. Gene Ontology annotation, cellular component: catalytic step 2 spliceosome. The coding region runs from base 1 to 495 and encodes 164 amino acids. Gene Ontology annotation, biological process: protein peptidyl-prolyl isomerization. Gene Ontology annotation, molecular function: peptidyl-prolyl cis-trans isomerase activity.
AUGACGACAAACGUCGCACUCGAGACCUCAAUGGGCACCGUAACCGUCGAGCUCUACACCGCCCACGCCCCCAAGACCUGCACCAACUUCUCCACCCUCGCAUCGCGCGGCUACUACAACGACACCGUCAUCCACCGUAUCAUUCCCAACUUCAUGGUCCAGGCCGGCGACCCAACCGGCACCGGCCGCGGCGGCACCUCCAUCUAUGGCGAAAAGUUCGCUGACGAGAUCCAUCCGGGCCUCAAGCACACCGGCGCCGGCGUCCUCUCCAUGGCCAACGCGGGUCCCGACACGAACGGUUCCCAGUUUUUCAUCACCCUCGCUCCGACCCCGUGGCUCGACGGCAAGCACACCAUCUUUGGUCGCGUCAAGAAUGGCCUCAGCGUCGUCAAGAGAAUGGGCCUCGUCAAGACGGGGCCCGAGGACCGGCCCUUGGAGGAGGUCAAGAUCCUGAGGGCGUCCGUCGUAGAGGACCCCGGCGCGGACGAGGCGUAG